AUGCACCAUCUAGAACCGGCGUUUUUCUGCGCAGCGGCCAAAACGCUGAUCGAAAUCGUUCGCGGAACGCAGGGCUACUUGCGCCGCAAAUUUCCGCAGCUCGUGCCGGCGGUUUGUAAGAUGAACAAGGUGUUGAACGAAGGUGGGGCCGCGGAUGUAGUGCAAGAACUAUCAACCACGAGCAGGCAGCUGAACGAGCAGGAUGCCGCCGCUCGCUCCGACGAGCAGGAGCUGGACCGAAUUGACUUGGCGAUUCAGUCGGUCCAUGUGCUGGGCACGCUGGCCGAAAUCCCCUCGGUCGCGGCGUUUCUCCGUACACCAGCGAUUCUUUCGGACGUCAAGGAGUUCUGCGAGGUGGUGCGGGGGUUUUUGAAACACUCGGCCGACUAUUUCUUGCACGGGCAAGAACAAGAAGGAGAAUUGAACAGCGACGACGAACACCAGCAAAGUGCUGGAGGUGACAAAAAUACCGCGGUGGCCAGCGCCACGACGACUGCGUUCGGCAAAAGCCUGGCGCGGCGGCGCACCUUCCGGGCGACCCUGAGCGUAGCGCAGCCCGUGGCGGCGCUGAAAAGUGCAGGAGGUGGUACAACAUCAAGUCAGCAAUCGCCUGCCACGUCGCCGACCGGAGCAGGUGCCGGUUCUGUGGUUUUGGCUGGAAUUAUGAGUACUACUGCAACUACCGCAGGGCAGCAGGACGGAGUCUACUCAGCCGAAGGGAAGAACUCCAAUUACAUGGAUGGAGCUGCUGCAGCAGGAGCAGCGGCUCCGACGUUGCUAGAAGCCUUUGGAGGAUGUCCUUCUAGUGAUGGCGAUCAAAAUGUGCAGGAAGUUUCUGCAGCCAGCUCACAAAACUUCAAGCGCGACCCGGCAAGACUCGCGGCGGAAUUCGCAAAUAAAAGUAGUACCAAAAAUAAACAGCAAAACCACGACGAUCAGGACAAUAUCAGCAGCUUCUCCGAAGAAAACGACAGGAAAAACAAUUUCGGCGAAACUAGCGAUUCCGAAACUACCUCCGACUCCGACAAUUCUUCGUCCGCGGAGCAGCUCUCGGGUUUGCGUUUGCAGGAGAAAUUUAUCGUUGGAAAAAAACUGUGUAAGUGUAAGUGAGUCUGUGAUGCAGAAAAUGCAAAUCAGUUUUCAUGAUGCUGUUUAUGUUUUCCCUCAAGACCUACACUAAGACUCAAAGUUUUUUUCUUGGGAUAAAACUGUGGUGCGUUUUACUACGUGUGGGCUCGUCUGGAACGGCGUUUUUGGCCGAAAACCGAAAGACCUUCGUGCACCUGAUUGAGUACCUCGCCCAGUCAGAUAUCCUCUGCGAGUCCGCGCUGCGCGACCCCCUGCUGCUGUUGUGGGAAAAGGCGGCGCAGUGCAACGACUUUGAGUUGCUGCAGUUGUCCGUCCCUCUGUUUUCCGACUUAUUGCACCACGGAACGCGGACCAACGACCCCGACCUGCUGUUCCGCCUGUCGUCUUGCGUCUUGGAGGACGCCGUCGCGCAGCUAGAUGCUUCGACCUCCGUAGAGCUUGCCCGGGGGAUUUGCGUCGCAAUUUUAAAGCUCCGGGAAGAAAUCACCGGGGAGGUGAGCUUAGGUGCACUCCUGUGCGACGGCGGGGCCGAUGAUGAAAAAGAACGUAAUACUAUCAACAGGUCUGAUGUUGUCGACAGGAAGACGCGCUUUUCAGCGAGGCUCUCUUCGUCGAUAGCGAUUGGAAGUAGAACAGCUACACGUAACUCCAAAAUCGUCGCAGCGGGAACAUCAACAGCUACUUCUUCUAAAAGUGGCAGAAGCACGAGGAAAAUGGAUGGUUCUGGUUCCAGUGCGAACUACGACGUAAAUAGUUGUAACAUUAGCAACCUGACGCUGACCGAGCAGCAGCGUAAGAGCUGCGGUGCUGCUGUUACAGGUCCUAGCACAACUUCUGCCCUCCCGAAUCGCGAAAGCGCUGUGCCGGAUCAACACCGCGUGGGGGCUUCAUCCUACAAUCAGGAUCUUUUCAUCCCAAAAGACGUGCUGCGCGCCCUGCAGUCGCUGCUGAUCGUUUUGUCUCGGCUGCAACGGAGGUUUGGAUACGCCGUGCAGCAAGUGGUGUGCGACGGGUUAAAAAUUAUGUUGGCAGCUCCUGCUCCAGAAGGAAGUAGUAUAGGACCUGGACCGCCAGGCCAGGACAUGCGAAAAUCUGCCUCGUCGUCAACCACGCUGCCAACAACUCGAAAGAGCAAUAAUUCGAGCACUCAAGCCUCUACUAAUUCAUCGACGAAGCCCUUUCCGGUGGACCUACUCCUGAUUGCGCUGCACCGGUGCCAGACAUACUAUUGGAGCCGCGAAACUUCGUCCCUGCAACAGGAAAGGAGCGAUGAAGUGAAUUCUGCGCUGUAUAAUGGUGACAGCGGCUGGAUGAACGACAGUAGCGGGCGGGAAAGUAAUAAAUCUGGCACUGCGAGCCAUCCCAUGAUGCCGGGAAUUUAUUCAUUUUCGAGAAGCAGCACCGCGGCAAAUCGUUUAACAGAGAGUGAUCUUGAAUUCUCCCGCGAGAGCACUACACAACUCCCCGUCCCCGAUAACAAAGGCCCUUUCUACCUUACGGAAAAUGACCCACUACACCCGGCCUGGUUCUUGCAAAUCGUGCUUGAGUUUCUCGAAAGCUUUGGCCCGGUACCGGAAAACUACCGUGCAGUUCAAGAAUCAGUAGUCAAGAAGAAGAGUUCGAAUCAUCAAGGUGUUGAACAAGAUAGUGCGCAUGAAGUAGUACUAGAGCAGCUGCCAGAUAAUGCUGGUGUACAACAACCAGCGAUGCAGUCGCCACACAACCCUCGUCCGUUGAAUGCAGCUUCGUCCGGCGCACCGGAACUACAACCGCACUUCUUAUCCCCUUCACCAAUCCUUCUGCAACUCCUCUGUGCGGCGCACUGCUGGCUACUGGAAACGCGAAUGGAUUAUAUCGACCCGAUGCCGAUGAAUAGUAGUGGCUGUACCGCUCCAGGAGGAGGGCCUGCAGCAUCUACUUCUGCCAUGGAAGUAGAAGGAGAUGAAAGGGGCAAGCGCGACGACUACUACACCACGAGCAGUACUAGCACAACGAUAAAGCGGGAGAGCAGCGGCGAUAAAAAUGGUCAAGCUGGCGCACAUUUUUAUUUUCAACCAGCAGGAGCCGGUCGUAGUUCAAAUUCCUCCAAGUCCAAGCGAGAGCACGAGCAGGACCUCGAGUUGUCGAAAGCAGGAGGUGCAAGAACACCAAGAACAGCGGAGAUGAAAAAGCGUUUUCUUCACUGUUGCAACAACUCUAUCAGCACAGUGUCGCAACUGCUGUCGCAACUUUUAGCCGCAGUAGUGGUCCGAGCUCCACAUGUUGACGGAGGUCCUGCUCUUGAUAGUGGCGAAUUACCAAAAUCCAUUCCAGGCGAAGAAGAUGAACUACAACAAGCCAUGAACACGAGCAUCCGUGUUUUUGCGAUUGAAAACUUGGAGAACACGUUGAAACUAGAGGAUCAUUUAGCGGAUACAAUUCUCGCCUCCGUAGUUUCCGCACUGCGGGUACUUCUCAUCAAUAAUCCCACUCGACGUCCGAUCGGAUGCGGAUCAAUAAUUCCAGCACGACCGUCGCCGGAUGAUACUAAUUUUUUUCCUGUUUCUCCGGACACCGACCUGGUGAUCGCUAAACUGCUGCAGCAUAGCAGGACCACGCGAAGAUCUUCUUCUGCCGAGAACUUCUACUUACCGAGUUUAAUCCUCUGAAAAAUGCAUUCCUGUCUGCAUCUGCGCAAAAGGUAGUGUCUCGGAUUCCCGAAGCGCUUGAGAGUACGCACGGCUGGCACAUAAAUGCUGCGGCUGUUUUCGGACCUCCGGGACCUUGGCUUAUAGAAAUCCCCGGCCCUGGCGGUCCGUAGCUUCGAGUGCUUCGAUGCCAAUUUCUCAGCGGGCAUGGUACUCACGCCGUCGCCCGACCGGGUCCGAGGGUGUGUCUGCAGGGGUUGUUGCAUGCCAAUUUGCAAUGUUUUUUGUGGCGCGUCUCGGACGGCUGACCGCAAGACACCUCAACCGGCCUGAGUCUAGCGCUAUGGCCGGCAUUGGUGGCCUUCGCGGUUGGGCGCCAGAAUUAGAGCGCGUUACGCUGGGCUGUGUUUUACCCUGGCCCCGGUUUUUCUCUUACGCUUGGUUUCAGUGUGUUUUGCCCCAGUGCCUCUCUGACAUUCUCCGCCCGGCUCUCUUUCUGGCGGCGGCGCUUUCGUUCUGCUUGGAGCCUCACGCGCCGUUUGAGUGCGGCUAGCCCCGAUGCGUUGACGGCCAGCCAAAGGUCUUGGAUUUGCAUCCGAGCAACCAUGAGGGCAAGUGCCGGCCUUCCGGGAAAUAGCCUUUGGGGGUCGUCCUUGGGGGUUCAAGAAUGGGGUAUCCGACAUUUUGCUCCGAUGCAUUUUUUUCCAUCGUGAUUCGCUUCAGAAAAAAACGCAUCGGAGCAGUUUUUUUUCGAGGUUCUUGUUAGAUGUAUAUGGACAACAUUGGAUCUCGUCCAAUCUGCUCUGAUGGAGACAGCGAUGCGUUUUUCGGAUCGAAGCCCUGGGCCUUGAGUGCCUUUGGACCGCUAACAACCUGAAGAGGUCCAUCAGGGCAACUCACGCGAGCCUGGGGGCAUUGCUCCCAACUUUGGUGACGAAAUCGAGGAAAACAUCGCCCAGAUCCCUGAUCCGGAAAACGCAUCCGUGUCUCCAUCGGAGCAAAAUGCAUCACCAGCAAACUUGCUCCGCUACGGUUUUCCUUCACGGAGGCACGGGUGUGCUUUUCGGAUCAGAGAUUCGAGCAAGCAAAGUAGCGAACUUGCUCUAGUGCCUUCGUUACUGCUUCGCUCUUUGUAAGACGGCUUGGCCUCUCUCCAAAUGCAGCAGAGCAGCCUCGUGUCUGAUAUCAGUGCGCGCGCCAAUGUCUUCAGGGCGGGUAGGUUUUUCGCUCUGUGUGGCCCUGAUGCGGAGAGGCGGGGAAUUGCAUCGGAGCAAACUUCCAAAAACCUGCUGCAACAACCCCUUCCGAGGCCUUUUUCGUGCUUAUCAGCCCAAGCAGGUCAAAUUGUCUUCGAGCUCCUACAUUUUGCGCAGAUGCUGGCGCGGAUGAAAAUUUUGCGAAGAUCUUCUUCUGCCGAGAACUUCAACUCACCGAGUAGUCUUAUUAGCGUUAGCGUUAGCGUUAGCGUUUUGAGAUUUGUUCGAACAAACGAAAUUUUUUUUGAUUUUGCAUGUCACGUUAGCUACUUUCCGUUCAGACGAAGGAAUAGUAUCCAAUAUCAUUCAAACAAGCGCCCCACCCGCCGCAGCAGCUUGGCGGAGCAGCCCUCGUCGGUCCCGUAUGUGACAGCCAGGCCCUUCAGCUCCAUGCUCCGCAGCGCCUAACUGGCGCGCCCUUCUCGGCACGCAAAAGAGUCGCGACCAAGGUCGCCGGUGUUUUGCCUGAUUUGAAGGAAAAUGCGGCAGAUUGUAAUGCGGGUUUGAGUUCAGGCCCGGCGUUCAUUAGCGUUCUCGGGAGGACCAACAAAAAACGGCAAGAUUUCUCGUCAAAAUCAUGCGACUUUGCGUGGUCGCCAAAAAAAACGCUAAUAAACUCAUGAUAGCGUGCAGAAAGUGUAAAUUUAUGUCAACACCUAAAAAACGCUAAUAAACUCUGGAUAGCGUGCAGAAAGGGUGAGCUUAUAAAAAUUCGCUUUUUUUUUUCGCGAGAGCUUCCACGGUGCUAUCAUGAGUUUAUUAGCGUUUUUUGUGAAUCCAAGAAAUGGAAAGCUUCCCCGGUGCUAUCAUGAGUUUAUUAGCGUUUUUUUUUGCGACCACGCAAAUUUGCCUCUGAUCGGGGGGUCAAAAUGACCUCCGAGGGCAAAAACGCUAAUGCCAGAUUUUUGGAAAAUUGAUCACUUUUCUCGAGUGCAAAAGCCGCAAGGGAAAUACAGGUCUUGAGGCACUCCAGGAAGGACGGCUUGUCGGCCCGCCGCAUGGUCAGGCGGUCGCGUAGCCGGAAGUCCGUGGAGCCCCAGACAUGCGCGCGGCCGAGCCGUCGCCCACAUCUUUGGCGGUAUUAUCUCCAAUCCGCUCCGCAGCCGAAGAGACUGCUUCCACUGCUUCCAGUUUGCGCGAAUCUGUCUGAACUGCACAGAGCUACCCCUCUAACUAGAAUCAAGAAAAAUUUGGCUUUCGCCAGCAAAUUUCAAAACGCUAACGCUAAUGCUUUUUUGUUGGAUACGAAGAUCUUCUUCUGCAGUAGAAAACUUCAACAUACCGAGUAUAUGGCAAUGGGAAACACUUUCUCUGAAAACUUUUUUUUUUUGCCACAUAUAAAUUACCCGUCGCGGUGAGUAGAUGGCUUUUUGCCGGCAAAGAUCGACUGCGUGGCAACAGCGUCUGCAGUGGUAUCCUGAGCUCGCUAGCGUGACGGCAAGAAGAUUACCGCGCUCGGGGCUCACUGCGUCAUGGCUUUGGGUCCGGCGUGGCCGGCGUAAAUGUCGGAAGGCCAACCCCUGCAGUGCUGCCGCUUUAAUGAAAGCAAUACGCGGGCAGCCCAAGGCCGGACGUGCUGCGGGUUGGAGCCAGCAGCAGGCCCACGCCCCAGCAGGAGAAACAGGCGCCCGCGCGCAACUUCAAAAUAAUUCAAAUCCAUACGCGGCAGCGCUGACGACAGUGAUGCCAGGGCCGCGGCGCUCCUCCGGGUCUGGGUCUCGGGGUGCGGUUUUUCGCCCCAGCCUGUUUUGCCAGGAGGCUAGCAGAGUUCCCUCCUCGGCUGCAAGUCGAAGUCCUCGGGGGCCCCCCCGAGGGGUCCCCCAACCCCCCCCCUUUUGGGGCCUUUGCCGAGAGCUACUCCCCAUUGAUAUCUCCACGAAGGGGGGUCCCCCAAACCCCCCCCCUCAAGGGGGGGCCCGGCCGCGCUUUUUGUUUCCGCAAGUUUGCGGCUUUCGCAAGAAUGCGGCUGGAACAGUGACAGCGCGAAUUCGGCCAAGACGGGGAUCUGUACAUCAACCUGGCCCGGAACAAACCCAAAGACGCCGAAGUUCUCAGCCUGAUCUGUAUUUGUCUACUGGGGCACUUCGAAAGCUGGGGCGGGCGACGCCUAGAGGACACGCGCGUUUCAGACAGCCGCAUCUAAGCGAGCCACUCAGAAUUUCGCUGACUUACCGUGAGCCUCCGCGCCAUACACAAAGGCCGCGGUGGGGGCAUUGUGUGUCAAGUACCUUGAGGCCAGAGCGCCACGGACCGAAUCCAAGGCCGCGGCUACUCCGGCGGCCGCAUCUCUUUUGCGUCCCAGGUAGCUAGCUAAGUACCAAGAGCCGUCUACUCGCUUAGACAGAUCUACUCUGCGCGUGCCCGCUUGUAUGUCUAUGGAGUGCCGUGAGAUCAUAUGUGGCGAAAAAAAAAAGUUUUUUGAAAAAGUAUUUCCCGAGCGAAGAUCUUCUUCUGCCGAGAACUUCUACUUACCGAGUGAUCUGACCGCUUCUAUUACUGCCAAAUCGCCCCAGCUAUUAUAA
Amoebophrya sp. A120 is the source of this 7494-nucleotide messenger RNA. The record is from the annotation of a GenBank genome assembly. NCBI's taxonomy places the organism in Eukaryota, Dinophyceae, Syndiniales, Amoebophryaceae.